Tinamus guttatus (white-throated tinamou) is the source of this 729-nucleotide messenger RNA. NCBI's taxonomy places the organism in Eukaryota, Metazoa, Chordata, Aves, Tinamiformes, Tinamidae. The record is from RefSeq and is a predicted model, not a curated record.
GGGGGGCGGCGCCGGGCCGCGCUCACGCUGUCUGUGUCUCCCCCUGCCCCGUUAGAGCUGGCGAACUACGAGCGCAACGUGAACCGCGCUAUCCACAAGUACAACGCGUACAGGAAAGCGGCCUCCGUGAUUUCCCGGUAUCCCAGCAAGAUCCAGAGCGGCGCCGAGGCCAAGAAGCUGGAUGGAGUAGGGGCUAAGAUAGCGGAGAAAAUAGAUGAGUUUUUAUCCACCGGGAAGCUGCGCAAGUUGGAAAAGAUUCGUCAAGAUGAUACCAGUGCAUCUAUCAACUUCCUGACCCGAGUUACUGGCAUUGGUCCUGCUGCUGCGAGGAAGUUUGUAGAGGAAGGAAUUAAGACUCUAGAAGAUCUAAGAAAAAAUGAACACAAGCUGACCCAUCACCAGCGAAUUGGGUUGAAAUAUUUUGAAGAUUUUGAGAAAAGAAUUCCAAGGAAAGAAAUGCUGCAAAUGCAAGAAAUUGUGCUGAAAGAAGUGAAUAAGCUGGACCCGGACUACAUUGCUACAGUCUGUGGCAGUUUUAGACGAGGUGCAGAGUCAAGCGGGGACAUGGAUAUUCUCCUAACCCAUCCAAGUUUCACAUCUGAAUCAUCCAAACAGUCAAAACUCUUGCAUCAAGUUGUAGAACAACUGGAAAAAGUUGGCUUUGUCACAGAUAUGCUGUCCAAAGGUGACACCAAAUUCAUGGGUGUCUGUCAGCUGCCAAAUAAAGAA